Messenger RNA from Verticillium alfalfae VaMs.102, 390 nucleotides. RefSeq lists its product with no specific name. The record is from RefSeq and is a predicted model, not a curated record. The coding region runs from base 1 to 390 and encodes 129 amino acids. NCBI's taxonomy places the organism in Eukaryota, Fungi, Ascomycota, Sordariomycetes, Glomerellales, Plectosphaerellaceae. The transcript has a single exon.
AUGUCAUCAUGCGUCAACACCAGUGCCAUCAUUGAUGUGCAAUCCCCGGGCGUCCCUUCUGGCGUCAAGUGGGUCUCAACCGUCUACACAAACGAAACACUCUACGCUCUGCACAAGUGCUGUCCGUCGUCGUUCAUUCACCGGUCUGGCCUCAAUAGCUGCGUCGUCUGGUGCGAGCUGCUCGACGAGUGGUUGGAGGAGUUCAAAGAUGAAUCCAAAGGGUCGUACUUUAGGAACUUAUCAGCGUGUAUGGAUAAUGAGCUGGGCGACGAAUAUUACUCCGGCCUGACCGCCAGUACCCUCUCGGCUGCGACGCCUCGAGUUCACUCGGCCGGAGUGAAGAGCGUCCUUCUUGCGGCCUUGGUAGUCGCUGUUGCUGCCUGUCAGUGA